Messenger RNA from Daucus carota subsp. sativus, 855 nucleotides. Its product is annotated as caffeoylshikimate esterase. The record is from RefSeq and is a predicted model, not a curated record. Gene Ontology annotation, cellular component: membrane. Gene Ontology annotation, molecular function: lipase activity. The transcript has a single exon. Lineage: Eukaryota; Viridiplantae; Streptophyta; Magnoliopsida; Apiales; Apiaceae. Bases 1 to 855 code for a protein of 284 amino acids.
AUGAAGAUUUUUACCCAGUCUUGGCGGCCUGAAGUGGAUGAAUCAACCCGGUUGCGCGGCUUCGUGGGAAUGAUCCACGGAUACACAGCUGAAAGCAGUUGGCUCUUUGAACUCUCUGCAGUUGCUAUAGCUAAAUCAGGUUUCCUCGUCUCUGCACUUGACCUACAAGGCCAUGGAUUCUCCGAAGGCUAUCCUGGUCACAUUCCCAACAUACAACAUGUCGUCGAGGAUUGCAUUCAGUUUUUCGAUUCGGUUCGAGCUGAAAAUCCAGGCAUUCCAGCGUUUCUGUAUGGUGAGUCACUAGGUGGUGCAAUAGCCAUACUAUUGAGCCUAAGACAGAAGAAAGAAUGGAGUGGUUUGAUUUUGCAUGGUGCAAUGUGCGGCGUUUCCAAGAGCAUUAAGCCGAUUUGGCCCAUCGAGAUGUUACUUCCGGUGGCUGCAUGUAUUGCGCCAAAAUGGAAAAUUGUGAUCACUAGGCCACCAGAGAGCAUGUCAUAUAAAGAAGCGUGGAAGCAAAAGCUGGCGGCUAAGAGUCCGAAUCGCGGUCGCUUGGCCUCGGGGAAACCUCUGGCCGCAACUGCCUUGGAGUUCUUGAGAGUGUGUGAAUAUAUUGAAAAGAAUUGCCAUGAAAUUGAAGUCCCUUUGAUGGUGGUGCAUGGUGGGGAAGAUAGGGUGUGUGAGGCUAAAUCUGCUCAACAGUUCUAUGAAAUGGUGAGCAGCAAAGACAAAAGUCUUGAGAUUGUGAAAGGUAUGUGGCAUAUGUUGAUUGGCGAAUCAAAUGAAACUGUGGAGUUGGUGUUUGGUAAUAUUAUUUCUUGGAUUUGCAACAGAGCUGCUAAAUAUAAUCAACAUUAA